Molecule: messenger RNA, 675 nt
Organism: Colletotrichum chrysophilum
Lineage: Eukaryota; Fungi; Ascomycota; Sordariomycetes; Glomerellales; Glomerellaceae
Exons: 3
Coding region: 1-675 (224 amino acids)
Biological process (GO): pectin catabolic process
Cellular component (GO): extracellular region
Molecular function (GO): pectate lyase activity
Source: RefSeq, a predicted model, not a curated record
AUGCAGAUUAUCAAGUUCGGCCUGGUGCCUUUGUUGGCCGCUGUCCCCGCCCUCGCCUGCAACGGCUACACCGGAGGUGUCCCCAAGGCCACCGGCACUGUGUCCUCCAAGUCGUACAUUGAGAUCAAGGCCGGUCAGGUCUACGACGGAAAGUGGCAGCGCUUCGACCGCGGCUCUGGUGCCUGCGGUGGCCAGAGCGAGGGUGACUACAAGGACUCCGUCUUCUACAUCCAGGCCGGCGGUACCCUGAAGAACGCCAUUAUCGGUAAGAACCAGGCCGAGGGUGUCCACUGCAACGGUCACUGCACCCUCGAGUUCGUCUGGUUCGAGGAUGUCUGCGAGGAUGCCAUCUCGAUCAAGAACGACAAGGCCGGAACUGAGUCCUGGAUCAUUGGCGGCGGUGCUUACCACGCUUCUGACAAGGUUAUCCAGCACAACGGCUGCGGUACUGUCAACAUUAUCAACUACUACGUUGAGGAUUACGGAAAGUUGUACCGCUCGUGCGGCAACGGUGUUACCGCGAAGAACGGUGGCGAGCUCGCCGGCAUCAACGCCAACUACAAGGACACCGCCACUCUCAAGAACGUCUGUGCGGACGCCAAGACCAAGUGCCAGAUGUACAAUGGCUGCGCCGGUGGCUGCGAGCCCUCCAAGGCCGGCACCUGCUCUGGCUAA